Molecule: messenger RNA, 1042 nt
Organism: Asterias rubens (European starfish)
Lineage: Eukaryota; Metazoa; Echinodermata; Asteroidea; Forcipulatida; Asteriidae
Exons: 5
Coding region: 151-876 (241 amino acids)
Source: RefSeq, a predicted model, not a curated record
AGGAAGGAGGAAGUUGGAAAGCAUCAAGUUAAUGCAAGUGCAGCAACUCCUGAUGAACCCGAUGAGAAGCAAGAGACAGCCGAAGAUGUACUUGCAAAGGUUCAGUGGCUAAAGGACAACUGUGCACCUACUACCAAAGUCAAAGAGUACAUGUCAUUGACAUCAAAGCACAGGGCAGAAUGGGUGAAAGAUAGGGAGAGAACUGUUGCAGAAAUCUUGGAGGAGUUCCCCAGGCUGCUUGGUAUUGGGAUGAUUGAGCAAGACUUCCAGCUGAUGUACCCAAAAGUUGCUGACAGACUGACUGACAAAUGGGGCGGCUUGUCGGACUCACUGAUAGAUUAUGCCACACAGAUGUUUCCUCUUUGGAAGGAUGUGUUAGGUCUUGAUGCCAGUACUGAUGUAAAGAAACUGACAGAAGAUGAGAAGAUCAACCUGUCAUUCUUUGUCAUUCCAAUGAUAUUUGAUGGCUGCGACAAAAAGAAAACUGGUGGCAGAUUUGGGCCAAAGGAAACAAUGAAAGCCUUUAUUGAUGUACAACUGGAUAUUGUGCACAUGCCAACGUACUUAGAAAAAAUUGACGCGACAAAACAUCCUCAGCCAUUCCUGCUCGUCCUGUACAGUGAAUCAGUGCUAAAACCUUCCAGUGUAUUUGUGAUUAUUGAGAAGAACACAAUUCCGCAACCAUCCCUACUGAAGGCCAUAGAUGUCUGCUAUAAGGCUCACUUCAUACUCGACUGUAAAUACCAGCAACUUUGCACAAGUGUGUGGAAAUUCUUUGAGAGGUAUAUUUUCAACCAGCCUGGAAUUCCAACAAACAAAGACAGUCCAACUCUAAGAGCCCUGAGGGCAUUUUUGGCUUUCCGAAAUUUUCCAUGAAAGCUUCCCAGAUUGACCAUGGGCUGUUUGACAUUUUGUUGUUUACCUAUUCAUUCAUUCCUUGUUACAGUGCAGACUCAUUAAUGGUCAUGACAUUUGCCUUGUUUAGAAUCGUAUGACUGUCAAGAAAUUAGAUAGUAAGACUAUGGGGGGAAAACAUGGUUGU